Oryza brachyantha (malo sina) is the source of this 1258-nucleotide messenger RNA. Its product is annotated as chromatin structure-remodeling complex protein BSH. Gene Ontology annotation, cellular component: nucleus; nuclear chromosome. Gene Ontology annotation, molecular function: transcription coregulator activity. Gene Ontology annotation, biological process: regulation of transcription by RNA polymerase II; chromatin remodeling. The record is from RefSeq and is a predicted model, not a curated record. The transcript is spliced from 11 exons. Bases 85 to 816 code for a protein of 243 amino acids. Lineage: Eukaryota; Viridiplantae; Streptophyta; Magnoliopsida; Poales; Poaceae.
UCUAGUAAACCUCUUCUCGAAAAAAAAAAAAGAAAGAAAUCGGAGCAGCAACGUCGCCGGCGAAAGCGACCGGCGGCGAGGGAGAUGAAGACGGUGAGCCUCGGCGCCGCCAGGCCCACGGCGGUGAAGUUCCGGAUGCCGACGAGAGACAACCUGGUGCCGAUACGCGUCGACGUCGAGGUGGACGGGCAGCGCUACAGGGACGCCUUCACCUGGAACCCGCGCGACCCCGACUCGGAGAUCAUCAGCUUCGCCAAGAGGACGGCCAAGGACCUCAAGCUGCCCGCCAGCUUCGUCCCCCAGAUGCUCCACUCCAUCCAGGGGCAAUUGGCCGAGUUCCGGUCCUAUGAGGGAGAGGAGAUGCAGAUCAGGGAGAAGAUUGUGCCCCUGAAGAUUGACCUCAGGAUAAACAAUACUGUGGUUAGAGAUCAGUUUUUGUGGGAUAUAGGCAACCUGGACAGUGAUCCUGAGGAAUUUGCAAGGACACUAUGCGAAGAUUUGAACAUUACAGAUCCUGAAGUUGGGCCUGCAAUAGCUGUCUCCAUCCGCGAGCAGCUUUAUGAGAUUGCUAGUCAGAGUGUUUCUGCUAUGAGGGAAGCUAAAGUUUCAAAGAAGGGAAGGCGAGCACCAGAGUUUGCUUCAAAUAGUAAAGCCAUGAACAAUUCGCUGGACCUAUUCAAGUAUUUUGGCAGCAAAGGAAGUGUUGUUCGGAAAAGGAAGGAAUGGUACCUGUACGAGCCAGUUGUAGAGGCCAUAGCUAACGAGGAAGUUGGAGGAAAUGAUGCAACAGAGGAGAUUAACUCGAGGAAUGCAUGACUUGAAAGCUGUAAGCACUACUACUACUACUGCAUCCGAUGAUCCUGACACGUUGAAGAGGAAGAAGAGGCUAGGAGAGAAGGAUGAGAGCCUUCAUUCCUUCAUCCACUGUAACUCCAAUGCUGUCUGUAAAGCUUUCAGCUGGUUGUGAUGUGAGCUGUGACUGGAGGAAGCCACUGUUUAUGCAGGGAGAGGGAGGAUUAGGUAGGUUUAUUUUCUAGGUUUGCUCUGUAGGUGUGCAAUUUGUUCUGCUCAUCAAAAGAGAAAUGGAUUGUGACCUGGUUGUAUGAAGCUUGCUCUUCACUUUGGAUGCUAGUAGUCUUGACUCUUGACCAUGAAUUGGGCUUGUGAUGUUGUUUGGAAGGUUUGCUUUGUGGGCCGUCAGUCAGUGUUUAGGCCUACUAAUUAAGCCAUUGGGCUUUAGCUGCCUCUCAUUGAUUCA